This is a messenger RNA of Aplosporella prunicola CBS 121167, 660 nucleotides long. RefSeq lists its product as uncharacterized. Gene Ontology annotation, molecular function: structural constituent of ribosome. The record is from RefSeq and is a predicted model, not a curated record. The coding region runs from base 63 to 383 and encodes 106 amino acids. Gene Ontology annotation, biological process: translation. The transcript has 4 exons. NCBI's taxonomy places the organism in Eukaryota, Fungi, Ascomycota, Dothideomycetes, Botryosphaeriales, Aplosporellaceae. Gene Ontology annotation, cellular component: ribosome; cytosolic large ribosomal subunit.
AACGACGACACCGCCAACGACUCUACCUCACACACCAUCCGUGACCCCAUACAACCGUCAAGAUGGUCAACGUUCCCAAGACGAGGCGGACUUACUGCAAGGGCAAGGGCUGCAAGAAGCACACCCAGCACCGUGUCACCCAGUACAAGGCUGGCAAGGCCUCCCUGUUCGCCCAGGGUAAGCGUCGUUAUGACCGUAAGCAGUCCGGUUACGGUGGUCAGACCAAGCCUGUCUUCCACAAGAAGGCCAAGACCACCAAGAAGGUCGUCCUGAGGUUGGAAUGCACCGUCUGCAAGACGAAGGCUCAGCUCGCCCUCAAGCGCUGCAAGCACUUCGAGCUUGGUGGUGACAAGAAGACCAAGGGUGCUGCCCUUGUCUUCUAAGCGUUUCCUUUCCGUUUGCAUGUCCUCAGCAUGGUUUCAUGUGGUGCAUUUGGGGGAACUUCUUCGGCUUAUGAGGGAUGGAGUGUGCUGGCCAACAUGGUUCGGACGUUUUUCGCGGUUCAGAGGACCGCUCAUGGUACAAAAUAAAUCCACAAUGCGACUGGGUUGAGGCUUGCAAAUAUCGUCCAUGAUAUAUUAUGUGUGCAUCUUAACCGCACAGAGCGAGACCACUUUUCCCCGGCUUGUGGCUCGGAAACAAACAAACCCCUCACGUCGC